AUGGUUGCAUUUUGCGCAAAAGGAGUCGCGUUGUUCGCGUUCUUUUGUUUGAUAUUUGUUUGUAUGACAGCCGCACAAUAUGAAAACUACAAUUUCAGAAAUUUCCCCAAAGAGGAGCUCAUGCCGCUCACCACUGCAUAUGGUUUGGCUUUGGAGUAUUACGCUACAGAAAACUGGACUGAAUCGAUCAAAUAUUUGGAGCUAAGUUUGCGCUUGCAGCGGCUUCUUAGAGACAGUGCGAGAUACUGCAGGGUGCACUGUAACCGCAGCAAACAACAAGAACCGUCCUCCUUUACGGGAAACCAGGACCUCCGCGUCUACUGGCACGUUAUGAUGAGCGCGAGCUGCCAGAAGAAGUGUAGAGCGCAUUUCCCUGCGCUGCAGCUUCCUCCUGCCGGCAGACAGAUCGUGGAAGAUUUCAGCAGGAGAUCUCCCUACAGAUAUCUUCACUUUGCGCACUCCAGGCUAAAUGACCUGCAGAGGGCUGUCCCAUGUGCCUAUACGUACCUCCAGAAGAACCCCCAGGACCAGGAGAUGCUCGAGCUGAUGGAGGAAUACAAGAGCCAGUACGACCUGAGCGGCUAUCUCACCGACCACGAAGAACAACCAUAUGAGGCCUCCUUUCUGAGAGGAGUGAAACUCAUCAAUGCAGGUGACUACAGCAGCGGUGCUGAGCACAUGGAGGAGGCUCUGAGGCUCUACCUCCAUGAGUAUGACCUCUGUCAGGCAGACUGUGAAGGGAUCAGUCAGCUUUCACCACACAGUGACCUCUACGCUGUCAUAGCAGAUGCUUAUUUUGACGUAUUACGCUGUAAACUCAAAUGUGAAGAAACUUUAAUGCCGAAUGUUGGUGGUUAUUUUGUGGAGAAAUUUGUGGCCACUAUUUACCACUACCUGCAGUACGCCUAUUAUAAGUUGAACGAUGGCCGCAGUGCCUUGCCCUGUGCGUACAGCUACUUCCUGUUUGAACCUGAGGACCAGGUCAUGAGGCAGAACCUGCAGUACUAUAGAGCCUACAGUGAGCAGUGGGGCCUUCAGCCCGACCACUUCACACCCAGGAUGGAGGCUCUCAAACACCACAACCUCACCGCCACUCAAAAGCAGAUGCUGACAUGUGCAGAGAAGUACUUAGUGCUGAGCGAUGAGGAUUUUCUUGGAGCAGAGGAAGCAGCAAUUUGGGCCUCAGAGUCUCCUGAUGUUGAGUUUGAAGGGAUGGGAGACUAUGAGGAGUCUUUCUAUGCUGACUGGAGGCAGCCGAGGGGUAAAGGAGACUCUGGGGAGUCAAAUAUCUGA
Plectropomus leopardus (leopard coralgrouper) is the source of this 1293-nucleotide messenger RNA. Its product is annotated as endoplasmic reticulum protein SC65-like. Gene Ontology annotation, molecular function: collagen binding; protein binding. NCBI's taxonomy places the organism in Eukaryota, Metazoa, Chordata, Actinopteri, Perciformes, Serranidae. Gene Ontology annotation, cellular component: endoplasmic reticulum. Gene Ontology annotation, biological process: peptidyl-lysine hydroxylation; collagen fibril organization. The record is from RefSeq and is a predicted model, not a curated record.